AUGUCACCUCCCGGUCUUGAUGGCUUUUUAUCUUCCUUGAAGGUGUACUACGACUCAGGCCUUAUGUCUGAUGCUGUCAUCACUUGUAAUGACAACGUUUUCAAGACUCACAGAGUACUCUUGUCGGCUCAUUCCAAGUACUUUGCCACAGCGCUGAACGGUCUAUGGAUGGAAACAACACAAAGCAAGAUCGAAAUUAAGGAUUUCGAAACAAAUGUUGUAGAAGCUAUGCUGUCCUUCAUCUAUUCGUUCGACUACGACGCCGCCAGCGAUUCUUCCUCCAUGGUGUUUGAUGCCCAGGUCUACCAGAUUGCCGAUAAAUACGAUAUACCGGCCCUGAAGAUAUGCUCUAAAGAGAAAUUCGCUUCUGCUAUCACUGCUGGCUGGAAUACGGAUGACUUUCCGGUCGCUGUCAGCAUAGUCUAUGAAACUACUCCCUUGGAAGACAGGGGGCUUCGCGAUUUGGUUGUGGAUAUCGCGCAAAAGAACAUUGACACGCUCGUUGGGCGCGACGGGUUUUGUGAACUUCUCAGAAAGACCGCCGACUUUGCCGCUGAUCUGAUCCUUUUCUUGUGUGGUGGUCAACCUAACACUGAAAAGUUCAGAUGCCCUUAUUGUAGCCAUGUACUUCGAGGCGCAUACGCUCAGGGUACAUUUACGUGCCCAAAGUGUAAUCGUCGUCUCUCAAACUGGAACUCAUACCGGAUCUAA
This is a messenger RNA of Fusarium venenatum, 711 nucleotides long. Its product is annotated as BTB/POZ protein. Gene Ontology annotation, molecular function: protein binding. NCBI's taxonomy places the organism in Eukaryota, Fungi, Ascomycota, Sordariomycetes, Hypocreales, Nectriaceae. The record is from RefSeq and is a predicted model, not a curated record.